AUGGUUAAACUGACAGUGAAUCGAUUACAAGUAACGAAGGUCAGAAGGUUUGCAAGUAGAGUUGUCAUUUUCUUACAAAAUUACAAAAAUUGCAAAAUAAGAAUGGCGGAGGGCAAUGGAGAGAUCCCUGUUGAAGAGGUCCCUGGAAAGGACUCUGAUGCUGGCCGUACACCAGACUACCACAAACUCAUUGAAUAUGGCUUGGAUCCUAAGGUGGCAGCCAAGCUUGAUGAUAUUUAUAAGACUGGAAAGCUAGCGCAUGCUGAGUUGGACGAGCGUGCGUUAGAUGCCUUAAAAGAAUUUCCAUCCGACGGUGCUUUAAGUGUUCUUGGACAAUUUUUAGAUUCAAAUCUUGAGCAUGUAUCUAAUAAAAGUGCUUAUUUAUGUGGAGUCAUGAAAACCUAUAGACAGAAAAGCAGGGCGGGCGUGCAAGGCGCGCCCGCGCUGUCUGCCGCUGUCCAGGUCAAGGGCCCCGAUGAAGAGAAAAUUAAACAAAUCCUGGCCAGGACUGGCUACUCAUUAGAUGUGACCACAGGUCAACGUAAGUAUGGCGGGCCCCCGCCCGGGUGGGAAGGUGGCACACCAGGCGCCGGCUGCGAGGUGUUUUGCGGCAAGAUCCCCAAGGAUAUGUAUGAGGACGAGUUGAUCCCGUUGUUUGAAAGAUGCGGGACCAUCUGGGAUCUCCGCCUCAUGAUGGAUCCCAUGACGGGCACCAAUCGCGGCUACGCUUUCGUUACCUUCACCACUCGGGAGGCCACGCAACGGGCCGUGCAAGAGCUCGAUAAUCACGAAAUAAAACCUGGGAAGACUCUGAGAAUUAAGAUUAGCGUACCGAAUCUGCGACUUUUCGUCGGCAACAUUCCCAAGUCUAAAGGCAAAGAGGAGAUACUGGAAGAGUUUGGUAAAUUAACAGCUGGACUCGUAGACGUAAUAAUAUAUAGUUCGCCCGAUGACAAGAAGAAAAAUAGAGGAUUUUGUUUUUUGGAAUAUGAAUCACACAAAGCGGCGUCGUUAGCUAAGCGUAGACUCGGAACUGGUAGGAUAAAGGUUUGGGGCUGUGAUAUUAUAGUCGAUUGGGCAGACCCUCAAGAAGAGCCCGAUGAGCAGACAAUGAGCAAAGUGAAGGUGUUAUAUGUACGGAAUCUUACUCAAGAAAUCACUGAAGAGGCGCUCAAGGAAGAGUUUGAACGUUAUGGAACUGUGGAACGUGUUAAGAAAAUCAAGGAUUACGCUUUUGUCCAUUUUGAGGACCGGGAUUGUGCUGUUAAGGCGAUGCAAGAGCUUGACGGUAAGGAAAUGGGUGGUGCGCGGUUAGAAGUAUCUCUUGCAAAACCUCCCUCCGAUAAAAAGAAGAAAGAAGAGAUAUUGCGCGCGCGUGAACGUCGUAUGACACAGAUGAUCUAUGGCCGCGGAGGAUUUGAUUGGUGCAGCUGCUCGCCGGUUCACGGCGCGCUGCGUGGCCGCACGCCGCAGCCACAGCCGCGGCCGCCCGCCGCGCGCGGCGACUACGAUUAUGAUUACGACUAUUACGGGUACGGGGAUUACCGAGGUGGCUACAAUGAGCCAUUUUACCGGUACGAUGAGUUCUAUUUUGAUUACGCGGGGCCACCGCAACCGUCCGCCGUCCGCCAGCCUCCCAACAGAGCGCAACCGGGGGGGUCAUGUGGGACGGGCGCGCGAUGGGGGCGGCGCGCGGCGGCGGGCGCGGCUGGGGCCCGUGGUGGUGCGCGACGCGCCGCUCGUGGCCGCCGCACGCCCAGCGCCAUCCGUGGCAACCCGCGCGCCAAGCCAAGUUUACCAGGUAAACGUAAACUCGACGGGGGUCACCAGAACCAAGGGGGGGAGACAAAGCGACGCUUGGGCGCGGCGGCGGCGGCGGCGUGCGGCUGGGGCGGCGCGCUGCAGGUCGGCGGGCCGCUGCCGCAGCAGCCGCUAGCCAGCUAG
This is a messenger RNA of Parnassius apollo (apollo), 1944 nucleotides long. NCBI's taxonomy places the organism in Eukaryota, Metazoa, Arthropoda, Insecta, Lepidoptera, Papilionidae. The record is from the annotation of a GenBank genome assembly.